AUGACCCUGCAAAAUGAGACGACCCCGCUGCUGCGCACCUCAAGCGGGCAGCAGGAAGACGCUCCGAAAGGGUGGUUCAAGCGGGCGCUCCGGACCGUGUUCCAUGUCGAGAACCGCAUCUUGUUUGCCGGCUUCCUCAUCACUCUCUCCUUUAGCUUCACCCAAGUCCCGCUGCUUUACGUAUUUCGGUUGAUGGAGUGCGAUAUCUACUAUGACACCCAUCCUCCGUAUGAAGGCGACGGCGAUCGCUGCAGUGUCAAUUCCAUCUCAGCAGGCACUGCCACCCAGUUCAGUAUUUUGGGCAUGAGCACAACUCUUUGUGGAACGAUAAACUUAUUCGUUACCGGAUGGAUGUCGAAGAAGUAUGGGCCUCGCGCGGCGAUCCUCGUCCAGACGUUUGUGCCCGCCAUCCGCGUUUUGACCCAGAUCAUCGGCGUCGUGGCUGGGAGGAGGGAAGGCAUCCUCAUUAUCCAGGCUACUCAAUUGAUCACCAUUCUCGGAGGGCCGGCAGGCUAUAUUCUCAUGGCGAAUAUCAUUACUGGAGAGCUCGUUGAGCCAACGAGGCGCACCGCCGUCUUCGGUCAACUCCAAGGAACCAUCAUGCUGGGUCAGGGUAUCGGAUACCUAGUCGGAGGCAUGUUAGGUGAUAUUGACCUCCGGGCGCCAUUCGACACUGCCUUCGUGUUCUUCCUCAUCUCUGCAGUCUACGUCCAAUUGGCAUUGCCAUACAUCGACCCUGCCUCCAUGACCGACGGGAAGAAAUCAGACAAGGGCGCCAUAGCUGCGUUCCUUGCCCCUCUGAAAAUCCUUAUUCCCCAGCGUCUGCGUCUCGCGGAUGGCCGGAUCAAGAAGCACUAUGGCGUCAUCUUUCUCUGCGCCGGUAUCUUCAUAGGCGUGUUGGCGACAGGCUACGCGCCUCUGCUCAUCCAGAUGUACGCGACCGGAAACCUCGGCUUCUCGCAGGCGGACAACGGAUGGCUCAUGAGCGGGUUCGCAAUGAUGCGCGCGCUCUUCCUAAUCAGCGCGUUCCCCAAGAUCAUCUCCUCCGGCCGACGAUGGAUGACUCCGCCGUCGGCACCCGAGGGCACUAACGAGCAGACCGACGAGGCGCAGCUGCCAACCGACCCGGCCGAGUUCGACGCGCCGGUGGGAGAUCAGGCCGACGAGGAGCCCGUCAAGCCGCCUGCGCACAGCAAGCAGGGGGAUCGCAAGGAGUACCUCUUCGACCUCGUGUUUCUGCGCUGGUCGCUGCUCGUCGACGGCGCGUUGACGACCCUCGCGGCCUUUGCGACGGAGAAGUGGCACAUUUAUCUCGCCACGUUUCUCCUCCCGCUUGGAUCUGGCACGGCGCCGGCAGCAAAGGGAGUGAUCACGGAUAUGUGCUCCGGGUCGCAGCGAGCGGACGCGCUGAACGCAGUGACGCUGGUUGAGAACAUUGCGAGACUGGCGACGCAGGGUUUAUUCGGUUUCGUGUUUUCGACGUUUUCGAAUCUCGGGAUAGCCUAUGUGACCUUCUUCUGUAAUGCGGCCAUUGCGGUGUUGGGAAUGGGGGUUCUGUUGUUUUCGCACUUCCCUCCUGAAGGCGCGCAGGUCAUCGACCAGGAGAAGGACGAAGAUGGAGAUGAGGAGCAAGAGAGGACUGAAGCAUGA
Messenger RNA from Clonostachys byssicola, 1650 nucleotides. Lineage: Eukaryota; Fungi; Ascomycota; Sordariomycetes; Hypocreales; Bionectriaceae. The record is from the annotation of a GenBank genome assembly.